CCCUGAAACGUAGUCUCGAGAGACAGAUCUCCGGCGAAACAAAGAAACGUACAAUGCUAAAGUGUAAAAUUUGCCAUAAAGAGGAUUUCAAAAACGAGCACGGACUGCAUAUUCACGAGUCUAAAGUCCACGGCAAGGGUCGCGAGUCUUCUACUCCACUCAAAGGAGACGUACGACCAAAACAGUUCCCAUCAGCAACACGCUACAGAAGCAAAGGUGAGGGACAAAAUGGUGGAGGAAGUAGUGAUCUACCCGCCAGUCAUAAAAAACCUCAGAGUACGCCUGGGAAGAAGACAUCUGCAACCGCGAAAGAUGUGAACGAAAACUAUAAGACUUCUUCCCCGAGAAUUAAAUCGUCUUCCAGUACUACGAGAGAGACAAAAACAGAACAUAGAACUGCCAAUCAUCACGUUCGGCCUCCUACUGCUGACAUGAAAGACAAAGUGAUUGCACGACAUGUGCACUCAGCGCCAGACCAAAGGAGAAAAGGCGAUGGACAGAAUGAUGGAGGAAGACGCGAUCUACCCCCCAGUGAUAAAAAUCCUCAGAGUACACCUGGGAAGAAGAAACCGUCCACCAUGAAAGAUGGAAAAGAAAACGAUAAGACUUUUCCAAGCACUUCUUACAGCGCACUGAAUCCUCCAAAAUCACAGGAAGGUCUUGCACGAUCCUUUACUGCAUUGGAUUUUCGUAAAUACAUCGCAAUGCAAGAAGCAAGCAUAAAGCGAUCUAAACAUGAAACUCAAAUAAGGGUGGAGAGGGUCAACAAAUUUCUGGAGAAUUUACAAUAUAUCAUGGAGAGGACUUCAGAUAUCCCAUUGGAUGUUCUCAAGUCGGGUUCUUACUAUGACAGAACAAAGAUAGACUAUGACGAUGAGUUUGAUUUCAUGUUUUAUCCUAAAGCCAACAUGGAGGCUGAUUUUACACACUGCCCACCUGGAUUUUGUAAAAUUAAGAAAAGUCGAACAACGAACAAGAGUCUUGACUCACUUUGUAACGAAAAUGGAUAUCUGGUUCCCAAUCGUUUCAAAGAAAAAAUGUUCAACAUUUUCGAAGAUUGUAUCAAAAGUGGAAACUUCAGAGAGGGCAGACGAACAAAAAGAAAGCCACGUCUUGUCGGGAGUCCUGCUUUCACGGUGCUCUAUGAUUUACAAGUUCGAGGUGUAAACCCCAUUGACAUUGAUCUUGUUCCAGCAAUUAGAGUGGAAGGCUGGCCUCCGACUGCUAGAGAAAUCCGUCCGCAAUGGCUCAGAGAAAGCAAUGCUAAGCACGCAAUGAAAUGUUUUCAUGUUGUUACGAAGACAUUUCCUGAUGAGCAUCCAGAUGGUGACCUUCUUUGGCGCGUGUCUUUUUCACACGCCGAGAAAGAAUUGAUUCUCCAUGCUAAUCAAUAUGAUAAAGGCUGCCGCAAAGGAGUCUUCAAACUUCUGAAAAAGGUCAAAGAAAACAUCAAAUAUGGAAGUCCAAGUGAAAUCGAUAAAUUCUGCAGUUAUCAUCUGAAGAUGUUUAUGUUGAAGUUUUAUGACAAUCACGACAGUUUCGACAAGGACCAGAAGGAAACUCUUUUUAAACAAAGUAUCAAAGAACUUACCAAAUGUGUAAGAAAUGGAAAAAUCGAAAAUUAUUUUAUUCCAAAGGACAAUAUAUUGCACUUUGUUUCAAAGAAAGAAAAGAAUUUUGUUGCAGAGAAGCUACAGACAUUUCAAGAGGAAUAUAACUUGUGAGUGCAUUGUUAGCACUCAAUUUUAGCAUAUAGAUAUAUUCGAUGUGCGAGAGCAUGUUCUGCUUGUGAGCAAUUUUUAAAUCGAGACAGGCAGCUGACAAAUAAGUUGAUUUUACAGGAGUUCCAUGAGGAAUAUUACUUGUGACCACAGUGUUAACACUGAAUUUUUGCAUUUUAUAUACUCCAUAUAAUGUUUGCAUUUUAGAUGUCGAAAGGACAUAAUGGUUAUUGGCUAUUUGGCCAGCCGACAUAAAUUCUCCGUUUUAUGUCACGACAGCUGGUAAAAUAACACACGUUUAUAGUAACGUGCUGGGGACGAACAAUUUUGAUUGUUAUAAACAUAAUUCGUUACAUUCAAUGAGAUCAUGAUAUGUUUUCAAACAUUAAAGCAUAAAGCGAC
Ostrea edulis (European flat oyster) is the source of this 2123-nucleotide messenger RNA. RefSeq names its product cyclic GMP-AMP synthase-like. NCBI's taxonomy places the organism in Eukaryota, Metazoa, Mollusca, Bivalvia, Ostreida, Ostreidae. The record is from RefSeq and is a predicted model, not a curated record. The transcript is spliced from 7 exons. The coding region runs from base 54 to 1724 and encodes 556 amino acids.